AUGGAUACCUUAGAACAAACAGUCACUAAUAAUUCAAUAAUCCCCAAUAAUGUUAAUCAAGUUAAUAAUGUUGGUAUUGACCCUCGAGAUAUUGGUACCCCGGAUAAUUGGGUCCCUCGUCAUCCGGAACUUGUAAGACUAACUGGAAAACAUCCUUUUAAUGCGGAGGCACCAUUAUCUCUUUUAAUGGACCAGGGUUUUAUCACACCAAACUCCUUACACUACGUAAGAAAUCAUGGGCCUGUACCUAAGCUUCAGUGGGAAACACAUCGUUUAACCGUUAACGGCCUUCCUUAUAAGGAAUUUCCUGUGACACUUUGUUGUGCUGGAAACAGAAGAAAAGAACAAAACAUGAUCAAACAAACUAAAGGAUUUAACUGGGGUGCAGCAGCUACAAGCUGUGCGAUCUGGAAAGGUGUUCCAUUAAGCCAUAUUUUAAAAUUAGCUGGAGUUGUCGAUCACAAAACCGAUAAGCCUCGCUACGUAUGCUUUGCCGGUUGUGAUAAAUUACCGAAUGGUUAUUAUGGAACAAGUCUCCCUUUAGAAUGGGCAAUGAAUGAUGCAAAUGAUGUUAUCCUGGCAUACGGAAUGAAUGGUGAAAGGUUACCUCCUGACCAUGGUUAUCCAUUACGCGUUAUUAUUCCUGGAUGUAUUGGUGGUCGGAUGGUUAAAUGGCUUGAAAGUAUAUCAGUAUCCGACAAAGAAUCCGACAGUUAUUAUCAUUAUUUUGAUAAUCGAGUUCUUCCUCCAGAGUAUGAUGCGGAACGAGCCAAUAAAGAAAAGGCGUGGUAUAAUCCAGAUUACAUUAUUAACAAACUUAAUAUUAACUCUGCUAUAACUUCACCGGCACACAAUGAGCGUAUUCCAUUAUCAAGCUUUGUUAGUACAAAAGAGUAUACAAUUAAAGGAUAUGCAUAUACUGGAGGUGGACAGAAAGUUACUCGUGUGGAAGUUUCUUUAGACGGUGGCAACACAUGGCUUCUCGCAAAGUUGACACAACCAGAACUUGAGCAUCCAGCAGUUUUAAAAAGAGGAAUAAAUCCUAUUCCACGAUUUUGGUGUUGGAGUUUUUGGUCAUUAUCCGUCCCACUUUAUUCAUUUAUUCGAUGUGAAGAAAUUUCUGUGAGAGCUUGGGAUUCCACUCAUAAUACACAACCUCGAUCUCCAACAUGGAAUAUUAUGGGAAUGAUGAAUAAUUGUCAUUUCCGUGUAAAAGUCAACACAGCUAAUCAAGGAAAAGAAUUUUUCUUAGAAUUCACACAUCCAACUCAACCCGGUAAUAAUCCUGGCGGUUGGAUGGUUAAAUCCGAACCACCAAAGGCAGUAAAGGCACCCGAACCAUCAAUAUCAGCUCGUACUUUUACCCUCAAACAAGUGGAAAAACAUAAUACUGAAAAAGAUUGUCUUGAAGCUAUUCUUAUCAAUGCCGGAAAAGAUGUUACAGAAGAGUUCAAUGCUAUCCAUUCUAGCAAAGCAAGAUCCAGGUUGAGCAAUUUCUAUAUCGGUGAUCUAUCAGACAAAUCUCAACCAAAAUUAUAA
Messenger RNA from Racocetra fulgida, 1539 nucleotides. NCBI's taxonomy places the organism in Eukaryota, Fungi, Glomeromycota, Glomeromycetes, Diversisporales, Gigasporaceae. The record is from the annotation of a GenBank genome assembly.